Messenger RNA from Pseudogymnoascus destructans, 4145 nucleotides. RefSeq lists its product as uncharacterized. The transcript has a single exon. The record is from RefSeq and is a predicted model, not a curated record. The coding region runs from base 169 to 3804 and encodes 1211 amino acids. NCBI's taxonomy places the organism in Eukaryota, Fungi, Ascomycota, Leotiomycetes, Thelebolales, Thelebolaceae.
CAACACUUUGCAUCUAGAGCAUCUAGACAAAGCACCAUUCUACGGCUUCAAAACCACACGCUCGUUCCAUCCAUUUAUCGCAAUUCUGUCUCUAUCGCUGUAUCCUACCUGUGGCAAGCAAUUGCAUUGAUCCUGUUCUAUGCUUUCACACGUCUAAGAUCUUCGACAAUGGAUCCCGACGUUACUAUUGCCCAGAUUGUUCCUCACGAGAACGAUCUACAGCACUCGGUGCAAACCGCCAACAUGGCUGAAGCAUCCCAAACUGUGGCACCAAAAGCCACCCACGGAACUUUUCAGCUUUCCAAAAAUGAUUCUACCAUGAGCUUCGCAAAAAUUACUGCUUCGCUCUCCAACAGUGAUUCUUCUGGCAACUUGGCCAAGGUCACCACUCGCCCUUUGCAGAAUUCACUUGCUGGAUCUCGCAAGUUUACUCCAGUUCAAUCAGUCUUUAAUGACUUUGCUACGGCUCACUCAUCGAUCACCUCCAAGAACUCCAGAGCAAAGCUCUCAGAAAACAAUCUCGCUGAAUCGUCAUUACUCAAGACCGAGCUUAUCCUGGAGCAUUUUGAGGUUAAGCCUGUGAGACUCGAUACGGCUUUUCCUAACAAGCCCGCUAUUCCACCACGUGCGGCCUUGAAAAAUGUUCGCAACCUGUCUCUUGAAUUUGGAACUUUGGGUGGAGCGAGUGAAUCUGAAAAGGGCGUUUUCUCGACACGCAACUAUGGAAAAGUUUUCUCACCACGUCUCUCAAUCGUCAAGGAUUGCCCACGAUCGGAUGUCGAAUCACCUGCUGGCUCUUCCAGCCUUCUUGUGCACCCACCCAGCACCCCCAAUGCUAGGGUCAAUGUGCUUGCUGCGAGACCUGUGAGGCCUACUAGCAGCGUGUACAGUGUUAGUAGCCCAAGCCCGGGGCCGAAGAAUCUUUUUCAAGAUCUGCAGAGCGAUGUUUUGCCAACACAGGCAGCUGGGAAUGAUGUGAACUUUAUUCCAUUGUCGCCAAUCAUUGAUCAAUCAAAGUAUCAACCAGGUCUGUUUCAUUCAACUUCUGAGACCGUUAUCCACAAUCACAACUACGGUGAAAUCCAUGGUCUGGACAGCAACUUCGGCGACGAUGCUGGAUCUUACUACGGAUACGACGAGGACAUUAGCUUCGAGGGAAGCAACAAUGGCGAAGAUUUGGUUCUUUUUCCCGACCAGACUCAAACCUUUGAAGAUAAGGACCAGACCUCUUUGUCUAACCCAUCCACUGUCUCCUUGUCAAAUUCAUCUCCUCACUCUGAAGCUGGCACUGUGCUUCACCAUGUUGAGUUCGCGGGAGUAGACGAUGAUGACGCCUCUAUUAUGAGCUUCUACGAUGAUGAAAACACCAUUGAGUCCAUUACGCUCCCGGAUAAUAUUCCAACGGCCACUAGAGCCACACAUGGAUGUCCCAUGGUUUGCCCUUCGCAAGAGUCAAUCAAGCCCGCUCCAUUGACGCCUUUCCGUCGCGGUACAAACACCAGUGCCCCAGUCAUGGGAAACCCGUCAAACAUUGGUCUCCCUCGUGUACCUGCGCCACCCGGUCGGGUUUAUCUGGCUGAUUCCUCCCCGAGAGUACUUGGCCCGUCGUCCUCGCCAUAUGAAGAUACGCACAAUCUUCUUGGCCUCUCCCCGAAUACACCAACCAAGAAAAAGGUUGGCAAGCAGGCAAACAGUGCAUCACCGCUCAAGAAAGGACUUUGUGAAGAUGGUGAAGAGUCGAUGAGCCCAGCGACCCACAAUUACCACGAGAGAAAUAUCAGCAUUGAACUUCAUGGAAUGGCCGACGAUGGUGGAAACAGUGAGAAGGCACCCUCUCCCAAGAAGGGCGAAGUCGGAUUUCAAACUACCCCCUCCAGCUACAAAUCGGUCAUGAGAAACCUUCGAUCUGAUCAGAAGCGCCUUUCGAAGAUUUUCUCCGAUGGGUUCUAUGCUACUCGUCACUCUCCUUCGAAGAAAGCAUGGCAUAGGAGGAACAAGGACAAGGCCAUCAAAAUCCCCAUCCGUCCAAUUCCUGGCAAAGAUGGAUCUCCGAGACUUUCAAAGCAUAGAACCUCCGGUUCUAGCAACUUCACUGGCAAGGAAGAUGAUCCCAAUGACUGGGAGACUGUUACAGAUAGCAUAAUGCUGUUUAGCAGGGAUGACGAGAAAGAAAAAAUUCGUCCAUUCGUCGAUGCUGCCUUCAACGAAGCUGGGAGCAGCAUUGCCAAUUUUUCGGAUCAUCUUGGGGAAAGCAGCAGUGGCCCAAUUCUGGCUGCCCUCACACUUGCACAAUCGGAGCAAGUCAUGCGCUAUCAUGAUCGUUACAAUGGCGACGAUGGGAUGCAUCCAGGACAUGUCAUGGAGACAUCAUCAUCCACUAUGCUCCCCAGACGCAGAAUGCAUGGAACUGAUGGGUUCCCUUUGAAUGGGUUCAGAACACCAAAGAGGGGCUUUGGAGCUGUUACAAGCUCUCUUAUGCCCGAGGAUACUCUAUCUUCGCCAUUGGACAACUACUCGCGUUCAAGGCAGAACGGCCCAGUUAUGAAGCCACAGUAUAAGAGUAGGUUCAAUGAUGACUUCCAGCACGAUCAAUCAAUCUCUACUACCAUGGAUAUGACCCUUCCUGGCCUCGGCAACUUUGCUGGCCCAUCAACUCCAAUGCAUUGGGUUGAAGGCGAUAAUCACUUGGGGGUAGAUUUGAGAGGAAGCCCAAGCAACCGAGGAAUGAACUCCCCAGAUUCAUUCAUGCAAAUAAUGAUCCAGGCAAAUGGAGGUACAAUGCCACAAUACAUGGGAGACAAUGACAGCGAACACCGCACCCUUGGAAGCAGCAUCGCGGAUACCAGCACCGCCUCUGAUGAUGACUCUUUCUUCGUGGACCUCCAUGGCGGCCCACCCGUGAACGAGAACCAUCCAUACGGCGGUCUGUACGCUUUCAAUCAGGAUCCCAAUGCGAAGGAGCGCACUGGAAUUACACCGGGCAACUCUCGUGCCCGUGCUCCUCUCGUCAAAGGUCCCCCUGGUGCCUUCUACAGGAAGCUUCAGUCAAAGGCAAACUCCCUUCUUGCCAAGAAAGUUGAGGAGACACCCACUAAGAUGCCAUAUUCUCCAACGAAGUCGCUGGGACGCACAUUGCCCGGUAAGACUAAAGUGGCAUACUCUCCAAGCCGCAUGCUGCGCCCUUUGUCUCUGGUCGCCGACUCUCUGGGACCUAUCAACCAGAUCAUUCCACAGCCUACUGGCAAUGAGAACUAUGUGUACAAGUCUCCUCUUGCGCCAGUCCAGUCAGCUGAGUGGAUGAAUCUGUAUUCGACUGCGGACCUGAACCGCAUCAAUUCAUCCCCGCAUUCAGCUCAUUCAUCCCCACGUUUUGAUUAUUCAUCUCCGCGUUUUGAUCAGUCAUCCCCGCGUCCUGUUGAUUCGCCCCUGAGUUCUGCUCACUCAUCUCCGCUCAUUGGAGAGCCUCUCUUGCGCGAUCCUGCGUGGCACGUCCAUGAAGGCCCUCCACGCUUGUCGGCCUGGAUCCAUGACAAUUCGUCCACGGCCACCGACACUGCUGAUCGCAAGGCCAAGAUUUCGAAUGUUGCGGUGGCUGUAUGCAUGCUCCUUCCACCAGCUCUUCUCCUCCUGAGAGUUGGCUGGCUUGAUCAGUUCAUGAUCUGGUACACCAAGGGUGAUAUUUCCCACUUUGGCAAGACCCAGAAGAAGGUCGCAGGCUACUUGUUCGCCGCCUAUGUCUGCAGCGCCACUGUUGUCGUGAUCAUCACUGUUCUGAUCCACACGUUUCAUGCAUCUUCUGCUUGAUUCGCACUUACCACACUGACGCACUACGUGUCAAAAUGUGUAUGUAUAUAUACUCAAAGAGGCGACAAUUGUUGAAGUACAACUUUCGGAAAGGAGAAUGGGAAGCGCAAGGAGUACAAGACAGGCCGAGAUUUUGUGUAUCCGCCAAACAACAACUUCCUCGUUCGAUUUCUGACUAUAGGUAUAUGUCGUCCACAAUUUGCUGACUGGCUAUCGACGGUAUUUGAACAUAUUCACGGAGACCCAAUAAGUACAACCAAAGGGAAUCACUAAAUCGUGUAAUAGUCAGAUCCAAUAAAAUUAUAAAAUCCAAUUGCAGUCUUAAGUGAAAAUUGUGAACU